AUGGUCGAGUUCAAUGGGAGCUUUGCCUCCCCGGUGGCAGACGCCAGUGUCAUUGCUCAACUCGCCAACCCCUCUGGUGCUUUGUACUCCUUUGUCAGUGGCCUCACUAUCUGGAGCGGCCUCCUCUACCUGCUUCUUGCAGCGAUUGUCUACGAUCAAGUGAAAUACAUAUAUCUCAAAGGCUCGAUCGUCGGCCCGUCCAUGAAAAUCCCUUUCAUGGGCCCUUUCCUCGAAUCCGUAUUUCCCAAUUUCACCAAAUACAAGGCCAAGUGGAAUAGCGGUUCCUUGAGCUGUGUGUCCGUGUUCCACAAGUUCGUUGUGAUCGCAUCCAGCCGCGAUCUCUCUCGCAAGAUCUUUAACUCUCCCGCUUUCGUUAAACCCUGUGUCGUCGACGCCGCUCACAAGCUUUUGGGCCCUACCAAUUGGGUCUUUCUGGAUGGCAAGGCCCACGUCGAAUUCCGCAAAGGCUUGAACGGCYUUUUUMCCCGCCACGCUCUUUCGCUGUACCUACCUGGUCAAGAUGAAGUUUACGACAAGUACUUCAAGCAGUGGGCCGAAGUCUCCCGCAAGAAUGAUCUCAAGCCCGUCCAAUUUAUGGGUGAAUUCCGAGAGUUCAUGACUGCCAUUUCUUGCAAGACAUUUGUUGGAGACCACAUGGACGACCAGACAGUUAAGAAAAUCGCCGAUGACUACUUUUUGAUUACUGCCGCUCUCGAGCUUGUCAACUUCCCUAUUAUCAUCCCAUUCACAAAGACCUGGUAUGGAAAGAAGGCUGCUGAUAUGGUCAUGGUCGAGUUUGCCAAAUGUGCUGCCAAGAGCAAAGCUUAUCUUGCCGCUGGUGGUGAAAUCACUUGUAUCAUGGAUGGCUGGAUCAAGCUCCAAAUGGAAUCUGCUGCUUAUCGUGAGAAGAUCGCCAAAGGUAUCCCCGUGGAUGACUCCGAGAAGCCUGCUUCUCUUCUUCGUGACUUUACCGACUACGAAAUCGCUCAAACUGUGUUCACUUUUCUGUUUGCUUCCCAAGAUGCUACCAGUGCGGCUUGUACCUGGCUGUUUCAGAUCAUGGCCGACCGCCCUGAGAUUCUCGACAAAGUUCGUGAGGAAAACUACAGAUUGCGAAACGGCGACCGCAACGCUCCUUUGACCAUGGAUAUGCUGGAAAGCAUGACCUACACCCGUGCGGUUGUCAAGGAAUGUCUUCGUUACCGCCCACCUGUCAUCAUGGUCCCUUAUGUCGCAAAGAAGGACUUCCCUAUUACGGACACCUACACUGUUCCCAAGGGCUCUAUGAUUAUUCCAUCGGUCUACCCAUCGACUCACGACCCCGAGGCUUAUGAAGAUCCUGACAGCUUCAUCCCCGACCGUUGGAUCACUGGUACCGCCGAGAAUCAGACAAAGAAUUGGCUAGUUUUCGGAACCGGCCCGCACUACUGUCUUGGACAGGUAUAUGCCACCCAUAACCUCAUGGGUUUAAUUGGCAAGGCUAGUAUGCACCUUGACUGGACGCAUAAAGUCACUCCUCAAUCCGAGGAGAUUAAGGUCUUUGCCACUAUUUUCCCCCAGGAUGACUGCUAUCUCACCUUCACUCCCCGGGAAAAAUAA
Messenger RNA from Talaromyces amestolkiae, 1599 nucleotides. RefSeq lists its product as uncharacterized. NCBI's taxonomy places the organism in Eukaryota, Fungi, Ascomycota, Eurotiomycetes, Eurotiales, Trichocomaceae. Gene Ontology annotation, molecular function: heme binding; oxidoreductase activity, acting on paired donors, with incorporation or reduction of molecular oxygen; iron ion binding. The transcript is spliced from 4 exons. Bases 1 to 1599 code for a protein of 532 amino acids. Gene Ontology annotation, biological process: sterol metabolic process. The record is from RefSeq and is a predicted model, not a curated record.